Sturnus vulgaris (Common starling) is the source of this 6336-nucleotide messenger RNA. It is a transcript of the gene HMMR, whose product is annotated as hyaluronan mediated motility receptor. Gene Ontology annotation, cellular component: membrane. Gene Ontology annotation, molecular function: hyaluronic acid binding. NCBI's taxonomy places the organism in Eukaryota, Metazoa, Chordata, Aves, Passeriformes, Sturnidae. The record is from RefSeq and is a predicted model, not a curated record.
UGGGGCGGUAGCGCUGUCAUGGCUUCCGCGCGCGCGCCGCUCUGCCGCCACCUUCACCGCGAUGGGAGUGCUGCACGUGCCCCUCUGCAAGGAUCCCAUACCGUUAAGCCAUCAGAUGAAGUGGGAAGUUUGCUGUCCUCUGAAGCAUGCCAAGGGGUUAGGAAACAGAAGAGUAAGAUAAAUCUGAGCAGUGAGAAGAGUGCACCCACUCCAGUAACUGCAAGGAGAGUCACAUCUCUUGGAUUGAUGCCAGGUAAUGGGGUUGUGAAGACUAAAAAAGAUCUUAUGCUUACAAAAGAGAAAAAGAAACAGAAGGCACUGGAGAAGGAGAUUCGUGCAUUAGUGAGAGAACGUGGAGAGCAGGAUAAAAAACUUCAGGCUCUGGAUGAAGACCUUGUUAAGAUUGAAGCAAAGCUGAGUGCUGCAGUUCAGGAGAAAACCUCUCUCUCGGCAAAUGUUGCAUGCCUGAAAAAACAGCUUCUGGAGAUAACAAGAAGCAAUGAACUACUAAAGUCAAAGCUGUCUGAAGAUGGUGUGCAGAAGAAAAUGAGCAGUCUGUGUAUGGAGUUGAUGAAGCUCAGAAACAUGAGAGAUGCUAAGGAAAAGACUGCACUGGCAAAGCAGGAAGACAUGGAAAUGAAGCUACAGGAAGUGCAAAGGAAUCUAGAGCAUUCAAAAGGGAAAGUAGCACAGUUACAAGAAAAACUGUCUGCUACUGAGAGAGAGAAAGUUGAAGAAAAAUCUGACACUGAAAAACUCCUGGAAUAUAUUACAGAACUCAGUAGUGUUGCAGAAACAGCUAAGAAAUACAAACUGGAGGUCACCCAGAUGAAGGAGACACUGAGUAAGAAAGACCAAGAUAUUGAGAUCCUGAGGAAUACCCUCAAAGCAAAAGAGGAAGAAUCAUGUAAACUGAUGAAAGAACUUAAUGAGAGGUGUCAAUUGCUUCAACAAGAGAAAGAGAAAGAGUUGUCAGAGGCCAAAGGACAGUUCCUGAGUAUGAAUGCUGAAAUUGAAAACUUGAAAAAAAAAAUUGAUUUGGUGGAACAAGAACACCAAAAACUGCUUCAGAAGCAUCAGGAGGUCAUCUCUCAGCUGCAGCAAGAGAAGGAGUCAUCUGCAUCAAUGCAGCAGAAGUUACUAGAGUUUGAAGAUGAAGUAAAAAGUGAGAGACAUCUUCUGGAAGAAGAGCUGAAUGAUACCAUGAAGGAGCUGAAUAAACUGCAUGUGAAAGAGAAGAAAGCUGAAAAGCUGGUGAAGCGACUGGAACAAGAAAUUAAAUCUCAAGAUCUUGAACUUGCACAGAUGAAAGAAGAGUUGAAAGGGAAGAAUGCAGAGUUGGAGCAAAUCAAGGCAAUGCAUAGCAGUGUUGUAUUGAAAAUCCAAGAAGAGCACAGCAAUACACUGCAGAAACUUGAAAAAACUAUUGCUGACUUCGAAAGCUAUAAGAAAAUAUCAGCUGAAGAAAUUUGCAAUUUUAAACUGGAGAAUACUUCUCUGCGAGAAGAAGUUGCCAGCCUAAAUAAAGUAGGCCAAGAGACUCUGCAGUUGCUUCAAGAAGCAGAAUACAAUAAAAACAAAGCAAAUGAAGAAUGUGCAAGGAUGCUCUUAGAAGUCCAGACCAAGCUUGCACUAAAAGAAGCAGAAACAGAGAGAACAAAAGAGUCUUGGCUUGCACAAAUGACUAAACUUCAGGAAAAACUUGAGAAGCAAACUGAAGAUCUGAAAAGAGAACUUGAAGCAGAAAGAUCAAGGAAAACCAUAAGUGAAGAUGUGACCUCUAGCUUAAAGGAAGAGAUCAAGACCUGGUGUAAACUGUAUGAAGAUUUACAUAACAAAGUUAAGCCUUUUCAGCAACAACUAGAUGCUUUUGAAGCAGAGAAGAAUGCACUCCUGGAGGAGCAUGGGGCAGCCCAAGAAGAGCUGAAUAAACUGAGUGAUGCAUAUGCUAAACUACUUGGCCACCAGAACGUGAAGCAAAAAAUCAAGCAUGUUAUGAAGUUGAAGGAAGAUAAUGCCCACCUGAAGCAGGAUGUCUCAAAACUGCGUGCAUUGCUAGCCAAGGAAAAGCAAACCAACAGACAUCUUCAGGAGCAGCUGUGUGCAGUCCAGGGCAUUAAGCAUUUUGAUCCUUCCAAAGCUUUCCAGCAUGAUAGCAAGGAAAAUAUUCCUCCAAAAACACCUUUAAAAGAAGGUAAUAAAAACAAAAUUUGAAGUCUUCUCAAUAUUAAGAAAAUAAAUCACCUAUAAAUUCGUGUGCUACAGGAGACUUUCAACAGAACUUCAAGUUCUUCAAGGUGAACUUGGAUGCUGUAUAUAAUACAAAUCAGUAGGAGCCUUAGAAAAAUGACCUAAAAUUAUGUAUUUUUAGAAAAACUGAGUUUUCCUGAGAAGCAACAGGUGACAGCAUGUUCUUAACUCCUGGUAUCAUCAUUACAGGCAUGAACUCUGAAAAGUGUUCACUGUUGCACACUUUGGAUAUGCUGAGGCUGCUUAGUUAGGUUUUGAGCAGAACAUUUUAAAUUUGGAAAAGGAGAAUAAGAUUACAAAUUAAAUCAGGUUUAAUAUAAGUUUUUUUAUUUUUAUAUAAAAUUUUUUUUGCAUCUAUCCCAUAUAUACAAUUCUAUGUUAAAUUAAUUUUGCUGUUUUUAGCUGCCUUGGUACCAAUGGCAUCAAUACUGUCAAGAGACCCUUUUACUUCUGUGGCCUACAUGCUAUAGAACCAGUGUAGAAAUGGGACUGUACACAUAAUUUUUAUAUUCUACAGGAUCUAUAUUCAGUAUACACAAAUUUAAAUCCUGGGACUAGGUGUUGCAGCUGUUGAUCUUCAGAAGAGCAUUUUCAGGUCAAAUUGACUGCAUUUAUCUAAACGUUUGUAUACUGUGACUAAGAUUAGUGUCUUAAGAGCAAUGCUGUGUCCACUGGACUCUUAAACUGCCACAAAAUCUUUGUAGCCAGCUGUGGUAAGUGAUCAGUGCUACAGCGACAGGGAAUAACAACAGAACUUCUCUCACUUGGAUGGGAGGACACCCGAGGAACUCACAUGCCUUGUGUGGACUGGAAUUUUGGCAAAGGAGAAAGAAUCUGUUAAACUGCAUUUAAAAUUAAGAACACUUUACCACAAUAAAAAAUUUACAUUAAAGAAUUUGUCCAUUUCCUUUGCAAACCAGGGAUAAAACCCAAAAUUACAUUACAGUGGGAUUCAUCUAUACUUUUUUUCUAGUCUUGUCUUCAAAACAAAGCCCAAUGCCAGUCUUGCCUCAAAAACUACAUAUUCUGUAGUCUUAGGGAAAUUAUUUAACUGAACCGUACAAUACAUACAGCCUGAAAUUCUCUUAUUUCUCUUAAUACAAAAGUAAAUACUGAAUUUAAGUCAAAGAUGGAACUGUGUUUUUCUUAUUGUCUGUGCAGCUAUCUUGCACAGAGCUUCUGCACAGGCAAUACCCACAGCUUAGCUGGUAGCAUUUAUUGCCAUUUGUGCUGACAUUGUGAGCUUACAGAAACUUCAAAAUUCCUAGGAAAUUAUAUACCAACAAUGCACAUUAAGUCCAAGGAAAGAAGUUGCUAGAUGUUGUCUGUUAAUGUCAUCUUUGUGCAUUUGCUGGAUUACUUGAUCCUCUGAAGAUUGAGGAUGAGGAUUAGUUUCAAGUAUUUUAAUUAACAGAGCACUUGGUAUUCAGCCUGAAGUGUUGAGAGAUAUUUUGAUUUAAAAAGUUAUUAGAAGCAUUUAAUACUGUUCUCUCCUUGUGGAAGAAAAAAUUAAGGUUUUCUUGUCUGAAAGAUGUAAAUAGAGUAAAAAAAUUGUAGAGGAAGCAGGCAUUUGUCUGAAUGUUAAUGGAAGGUUCCACCAAACUCAAAACAUGAACAUGGAAACACUGGGUUAAGGUACUUCUUGGAUUUUUUUUUUUUUUUUUAAUUGAAGGUACAAAUAUGCCAAGGGAAGCCAAGAAUGGCAGUUGUCACAGGACUGGGCUUUUAGGAUUGCUACAUCUUUGUUUGAUACAGAUGGCAUGAGCAUGUUUAUAGUAAUAGAAAUAAAGGUAAACUCCAGCAAAUAAUUCUGCUAGCCCUACAGCAAGGGUGAUCCUUGAGCUUUUAAGCAUGGAUAAAUCCUGUAGAGCAGAGUGGGGAGGAGAAAAGCAAAAGGUGAAAGUCAAGGGGAAAUUGAGGGCUUUUUGUCAACUUCAGUCUAGGAGGCUUUUUUGCUUUAAUGCACUAUAAAGUGAAGUAUUAAAAACUGGAACCUUGACAUUUUUAGCUCAACUGACAUUAGUAUUCACUGCAGGAAUCCAUUAUUUUCAUGUUGUGGAAGAUUGUGGGGUUUUUUGAAUUGAAAAAUCCAUGAUUUAACACAAAGUUAUUUCUCUGAUCAUUCAUCUUGCUGUAUUGUAGCAAAAGCUGGCCUGUGCUUAGUUGAAAUGUAACAUGAAGAGCUAGAAUUCUCAACCUGCCUGACCUAAUUAGAGCUUUCCUCCUGUUUGCUCUAAAAGACAAACUCUCCAAGACUCAGUGCCAAUUCUUUGAAUGGAUCUCAUGCACACAAUAGCUGUGUUUGCUUACGCUGGCUGUUACGACGUAAAAAUUUAAGCUUCUAUAAUGAGCUGCUUAAAUGGUACCACUGAAACCAAACCAAAAGCUUAACAGGAUUCAGAGCCACACGUGAUGUAGGGCUUGGAUUUGUGUUUUGGUUUCAAAGGUCAGCAGAGCCAAUGCUGCUCUCAGUCUAUGUGCUCUAUGCAGGCACAGCAGACAAAAGGGACAAGUUGCGUAGUUGAACUGCAAUUAUGUCCUAGGCUGGUUAUUCCUUCUCUGGUUUGGCAGUGCCUGAAGUGCUUCUGGAAAUGGAGCAGGUAAGGCUCUGGAUAUUUGCAUUAACAGGUUGCUACCACACUUUGGUUACGAAAUCAAGGGAAAAGCAAAUUGGGAGGAGAGAGGGAAGACUUAAUGAUGCUUGAAUCUCUGUGAAUUACAGCCUGAAAUCUUAAUUUAAUGAGUGGUCCAUUUAGUCACCCAGGGAUGCAUAACACUUAAGUGGCUAUGAUCUAGACAACAAUACAAAUUUUACUGUAAAAUCUUAAUGUUUCACAAAGCGGAUGUAACAAUAAUUGAAAGAAUAGGUAGAACGUUAUAGAAUUCUAGGUAAAUACUUGAGGAAAAACUGCUUUAUAUUAUAUAAUGAAGACACAAAAACUAUAAAUAAUUUAACUUAUUCUGGUGACAAAGAUGCUAAGAUAUUUUACAGGCUGAUUGAUGAUUGUAGCUUGAGAUUUCAGUGUUCAUACUUUUGUUAUUUUCUUCUUGCUCUGAGCCCAGAAGACAAAACUUAUUUUCCCACCAUAGUUUUUGUUAAAAUGCACAGGGAGCUCUUCCAAGCUGUGUUGGGAGGAGAUGAAUGAUGGUGUACUGGGAGUUCUUACCUCCAUACUGCUACACAGUUUGGUAUUUCUUUGUAGAUUCUUCUUGAUUUCAAAUUAUGACUAACUGGUAUUUUGAAAUAGAAUUCUAAGGUUAAUGGAAGGGAAUUCAAUGUCAAUAGCUGGGGCAUCUGUAUUUCAUGAAGACAGAAACUGGCUGAAGUGGUUUAAUUUUUUUAUGCAUAUACACCUUUUUGUCCUCUAAAUGUUAGUUGUUUGUCAUAAAUAAAGGUAAUUUACAAUAUUCUAUACAAUUUUAGUAUGAUUCUAUUAAAUUUUGGUGGACUUUUCUGGUUUUCUUCCAGAGUACUACCAAAUCAAACACUUUUCAUCAAGUCAAGUUGAAAUAAGUUCAUAGACAAAUAAGUGUCAAGUAUCUACAGUGAAUUUUGGCCAGUAGUUUUUACACAUCUUCAGUUCUCUUGCUAAAAAAUGCUAGGCUUAGUCUAUGCCUUUGUGCAUCAGAAAUGGUACAGUAACAUUUUGUAUACAGUAUCCUGUUACCUUCAAAAACUUGUAUUAAAAAAGAAAUCAAAUCUGUCUGUCACCUUGUAAGCAUGUAAUGAUACAUAGAGGAUGGAUACUGUAAGCAAUAAUUGCUCUCAGAAACAACCCUCCCUUCUCUGUGGGAUACACGACUUGCUUUUACAUUCAACUCUGGAUAAAGGCAAAUUGCAAAUACUUAUUUUUCUUCAUUCUAAAAGGAGGAAUUAAGUAUUUUAUAGUGAAUACCUGACAGCUCUAUGCAGGCUAAUAUGCUAUUUUGGUCUACUUCUGAAGUUCCACUUUGUGUUUACAAAUGAGAAAUCACAAAAGAAAGUUCACAGUUUCAGUAGGGGAAGUGUGGUUACAUGUUAAAGUGCAGCACAGCACCACAUGUGCUUACUGCAGUAACUUUUUUUACUGCUUAAAGUACCAUGAA